AUGGCCUCCAAGAACGUCAACGUGCCCGAACUGGGCUUCUGGGAGAAGGCAGAUCUACCUUUCGCUCAGCUGAGUAUUGGGGCCAAUGCCCUCAUGGCGACACUUACGGGCGUCUUUCGAGGCCAGGCCAGCCCCAAGAAAUUUAGCCAUCAUGUUACUGCUGCCGCUAUCCGCCGGCUCUGUGAUCGCACAUCUGAUCGCCAGAAGCAAUAUAUGUAUCCGAUGACGACCGAUGUUUAUACUUCGGUAAUGGAGAAGCGCGGCCUUCAGCCAGAGAUCGUGUCUCUCCCCCACGAUACGGAAGGCUUCUGGCUAGGAAACAAGAACGCAAAGAACGUCGUCAUCUACUAUCACGGCGGCGGCUUCGCGAUGGCAGCCGUGCCCCCACAUUUCGAGUUCUGGCUCGACCUGCUAGAGGUAGUCAACGACACCAGCCACGACAUCGCCGUCUUCUUCCCUCGCUACACACUCACUCCCCAUGGGACAUAUCCGACACAGCUGCGCCAAGCCAUCGGCGCGCUGCGAUACAUCCUCAACGAGACAGGCCGAUCGCCCAGCGACGUGGUCGUGGGAGGCGACUCCGCCGGUGGCAAUCUGGCCAUGGCGACACUGCUGCAUCUAUCGCACCCGCAUCCAGAAAUCGAGCCUAUCUCGCUGACGGAGCCUCUGGCGGGCGUGUUUGGCUUUUCGCCGUGGGUCAACUUCAACGGGGACUGGCCUUCCAUGAAGGAGAAUGAGUGGAAGGAUAUUAUUACCCCCGGAGUACUGAAGACUUGGUCCACUGCUUAUGUUGCAGGUGCAGAAGGUGAUAACUGGAAUGAGCCGGACAGGGCGCCUGUGGAGUGGUGGAAGGAUGCGAAGACGGAGUGCAUUUUGAUCUUGGCUGGUAGUGAUGAAAUCUUGCUUUCGCCGAUUGAAAAUUUUGCGAAGAAGAUCAAGUCUGUCUUCCCGAACACCACCUUCGUCGUUGGCUAUGAUGAGUCACACGAUGCGCACUUGUACGUUGAGGCCGGAUCAAAGGAUGGAACUCAAACGGGCAGGGAACUGCGCCGGUGGAUCGCUUCUCGUUUAUAA
Messenger RNA from Penicillium cinerascens, 1074 nucleotides. RefSeq names its product putative 6-hexanolactone hydrolase. The record is from RefSeq and is a predicted model, not a curated record. Bases 1 to 1074 code for a protein of 357 amino acids. Gene Ontology annotation, molecular function: hydrolase activity. NCBI's taxonomy places the organism in Eukaryota, Fungi, Ascomycota, Eurotiomycetes, Eurotiales, Aspergillaceae. The transcript is spliced from 4 exons.